This is a messenger RNA of Saxophila tyrrhenica, 1551 nucleotides long. RefSeq names its product Pre-rRNA-processing protein ipi3 (gene IPI3). The transcript has a single exon. The coding region runs from base 1 to 1551 and encodes 516 amino acids. Gene Ontology annotation, biological process: DNA-templated DNA replication; rRNA processing. Gene Ontology annotation, molecular function: protein binding. The record is from RefSeq and is a predicted model, not a curated record. NCBI's taxonomy places the organism in Eukaryota, Fungi, Ascomycota, Dothideomycetes, Mycosphaerellales, Extremaceae. Gene Ontology annotation, cellular component: nuclear pre-replicative complex.
AUGCUCACCGAGCAAUUCAUCGCCUCCACAGGCGUGCCACUGAAGCCUCCCCCAACAUCAGUAGCCAAAGACGCCGCCAUCUUCAUCCACGAAUUCCAACCACUCCAGGCGCAAAAGUCCAUCUUCAAGAAAAGCGCUACGCCACCUCAUUGCCUCGCUAUCAGCGACUCUCACAUCUUCGCCGCGCAGGCCGGGAAGGCUGUCGUGCAUGUCUACUCCCGCUCGCAAGGGAAUCAGGAAGCAACGGUGCCUUUUACCGAACGAAUUACUUGUCUUGCGUUGGCUUGCGAAGACACUGUACUGAUUCUCGGGACCACGGAGGGCAGGUUGUUUCUCUGGGAGACGAGUAGUGGAAGGCAGGUCUCGACGUCGCAGUCGCAUCUUCAAGCUGUGAACAGGGUUGUUGUUGACCCGACGGAGAACUUCAUCCUCUCUGCUUCGGAGGACUCGACGGUCCAAGUUUGGUCUUUGCCGGGGUUACUGUCGUUUACGAGUUCUGGUGCACAGGUUCUGUCGCCCAUCAGGACGUUCUCUCCACAUCGGGCUGGGAUCUGCGACCUUGCGGUCGGGCAUGGGAACGGAUGCACGAAUUUUGCUGUCUCGGCGUCUAAAGAUAACACGUGCUUUGUCUGGGACUACUACAGCGGCAAUGUACUAAAGACCUACCUCUUACCUGAAUUGCCUACUUGCUUGGCAUUGGACGCAGCGGACCGAGCUAUCUACGUCGGAUACGAGGACGGAAGUGUGCAGCAACUGGAUCUAUACAAGUCCAGCUCUGCAGAUGCCUCUGCACCGAUACAGCCGCCUCCAUCAACGCACUGGAAAAGCCACGAUAGCUCGGUCGGCAAGACGCUGAGCAUGUCGCUUUCAUUCGACAGCUGUACACUGCUCUCUGGCCACGAAUCAGGAAACAUACUGUCGUGGGACGUCGCCAAAGGUGGAUAUGCAACAAGCAUUUUGCAGCAUCCUCUACCUGGUCCUGUGAACUGCUUGGGACUCUUGCCUGUGCUUGGCUUUGUUGGCUCAUCAGAGGUGGAGAGCAAAGUGCGCCUCUCGACGGUUGUCAAGCCCAAGUUUGGAGCAUUCGACAGCGCCUCUGGUCUUGUGCCUGGCAACUACACCCAGACAGUGCAGCUUCUUAGUGAUACCUCGGACGAAGGUCCUUCUGCUUUCCAGCUGGCGCUCACUGCCCCGUCAUUCCCUGCUGCAAUGCUGAAUGAAGGGCUACAAGAGCUGCAAGCUUUCCGAAAAGGUCCCCAAACCAACGGAGCUGCUGCCAACGAGGAGGCCGCAGACUUCAUGGCCUUAGACGAUGAAUCCGAUCAGCCCAAGCAGCUGUCGCUCGAGGAGCAGAACACUGCUUUGAAGGCCGAGCUGGAAGCGCUGCGCAGGCUACAAGCCGCAAGUCUUGAUAAGGUAGACCGACUCAAUGCCGAGAGGAGGACACUGCUGGAACGAGAUCAGAAGCACCGGCGCGGAGUAUCGAUGGCGCUUGAUGGUCGCUUUUCCAGCCUUGGUGCCGACGACAGCAGUUCCAGUGAUGAUGGUUGA